AGUUUAUUCUGUCUGUGGGCAAAAAAAUAAAUAAAUUAUAAAUAAAUAAAUAAAACAUUCAAACUGGAACAAUUUUCCUGUUCCCGGCCCUUUAAAUUUAAACGUAGCCGGAAAGUGUGGGAAAGGCGCCCAAAAACAAGACGUUAGUUGGAAGGAGGACAGAACCUGCAAAAAUUCAAGGUAAGAUAUGUGUUAAAUGUGUCUUUUUGUUAGCGAUUGCUUCGUUAUAUUAAUAAUAUAAUAUGUAAUAAUGUAAAUAGCCUAUAAAUAAUAAUAAACUCCGAGGGUGAAUCGUGAAUCAUUAAUUUACUUAUUUAUUCCCACUGCCCCCACAUUUAAGCAUAACCGGAAGGCGUGGAAAAAGGCGCCCAAAAACAAAACGUUAGUUGGAGGGAGGACGUGAUCGGAACCUGCAAAAAGUCAAGAAAAUUUCUGGUGGGCAAAAAUACAGAGUGUCAAGUUAACUGUCACCAUUAAGGUAAGCUGUUGAUACAUUUCAUGCUGUCGUUCAAUAUUUAAAGUAUUAAUGUAUUUUUUUUUUUUCUCCAUAGCACCUGGUUAUUGUCAUUGUACUGCAUGACUAAUUUUCAAAGAGUAAAUGUUAGUGUAAUUACUGUGUAAUGGAGAGAAAAAAGUGGAAUAUCACUCGCAGCAAUUUAAGGAAAAGGGCUGUUAAAAGAGUGACCCAGUUGUUUGAAUCUUUGAAUGAUGAGGAGGACAGUAGUUUCAUGGAUUGUACUAUCGAAGAACAUACCAUUGAACAUGAAGUAGUUACUUCAAGCUUUGUUUUGCCACCAAUUUGUGGAUCAGAGAGUGAUGGGGGAAGUGAAUCAACAAGUGACGAGGAUAGCCAUGUUGAUAAAAGUGGGGAUGUUCCUAAAGAUUUAUCGGGAUGUUUGCGAGACUGGGCAACACAUUUUGGCAUUUCCUUGAUUGCUUUGUCUGCCCUUUUGUCAAUACUGAAAGCCCAUCACCCAUCUCUACCAAAAGAUGCAAGAACAUUACUUCAAACACAGAUAAGACAUAGUAUUGUUUCCUUGGGGAGUGGAUCAUUCCACUAUUUUGGAAUACAGAAAAUGUUCAGCCACAUCUUUCAGAAGCUUACAUCAGUUGUCCAAAGUCAUCACAGAUUCAAAUUACAAUUGAACAUGGAUGGUCUUCCAAUUUUUAAAAGUUCCGGUUUACAGUUCUGGCCAAUUUUAGGAAUACUCCAGGCUUACACUAGAAAACCUGUGUUGAUUGCCCUUUACAGUGGGAACUCAAAGCCUCAGUCAUUGUCAGAAUAUCUAAAGGAUCUGGUCUCUGAGUUGAAAUCCUUGAGCACUGGUUUUGUUGUUAAUGGAAAGACCUUCUUCUUGACUGUGCGCUCAGUAAUUUGUGAUGCUCCUGCGAGGGCCUUUAUUAAGGGAAUUAAGUCACACAAUGGAUACAGUGGUUGUGAUAAAUGUGUACAGUCAGGCAUUUACAUUAAUAAUCGCAUGACAUUUCCUGAACUUAAUGCUAGAGUAAGAACAGAUGUAUCUUUUUCAAAUGCAGAGGAUGAAGACCACCAUGUACAACAUUCCCCAUUUUGUGAAACAUCUAUUGCUAUGGUUAGUGGAUUUCCACAUGACUAUAUGCAUUUAGUGUGCUUAGGUGUGGUGCGGCGUCUGUUUGAUUUGUGGAUGGGAACCUGCGGCAAGUUGAAUUACCGUAUUUCAUCCAGACAAGUGUCCUUCAUUUCCAGCAAACUGCUUGCUCUCAAAAGUUACAUACCCUCAGAAUUUGCUAGAAGACCAAGGGCACUUGAUGAGAGGUUACGAUGGAAAGCAACAGAACUUAGGCAGUUCUUACUUUACACUGGUCCAGUAGUUUUAAGGGAUGUGCUGACUACUGAGGUUUACCAAAAUUUUAUGUUGUUGUCUGUGAGCAUAUACAUCUUGGCAAGUCCAACAUAUUGUUUGCUGUUAAAUGACUUUGCAAACACACUACUUAGAUCAUUUGUUAAACAUUUUGGGGAACUCUAUGGCCAGGGUUUUUUAGUGUACAACAUACAUGGUCUGAUUCAUCUCAGUGAUGAUGUGAAGGUGCAUGGCCACUUAGAUUUAAUAUCAGGGUUUCCUUUUGAAAACUACCUAAAAAAAAUUAAAAGAAUGGUUAGAAAACCUAGUUCACCACUGCAGCAAGUUAUACGCAGAAUUUCAGAACUUGAUUCAGCAAGUUUAAAGGAUGAGGAAACUUGGAAUACCCACAAAAAUUUGAAAAUGCUGCACUCAGAUGGACCUGUUCCACAAGGAUUCACAGGAGUAGUCUCCCAAUUUAAGGAACUGUCAGUAGAUGGGUUUGUCAUCAACACAUCAGAGAGGGACAGAUGUAUCAAGAUGAAAAAUAAGAUACUAUUGGUUCAGAAUAUAAUUGUCUUUGAGGGUGAGGAAUACAUUGUCUGCAAAGAGUAUAGACACAUUGCAAAGUUUUUUGACUAUCCCAUUGACUCCACAGAAUUGGGAAUUUGCUUUGUGUCAGAUCUAACACCAGAUCUGAUGAGCUUAAAGUUAGAUACCAAUGUGCAGAAGUGUGUCCGGUUGCCUUUGGAGGUUGGCUUUGUUGUCAUUCCACUUCUUCAUGCAGACCCAUCCUAAAUUUCAGUCAUAGAGUGGUGUUUGGUAAAUUUGAUAAAUUAUAGAUAAGCUUUUUUUUAUCUUGAGGAUAAAAUUUUCAUAAUUUAUAUGCAGAUCAGCAUCAAAUUUAGACAGUGUGAUUGUCCAGCCUGCCUUCACUUAUUUCUGUUGGUAUGUAUAGCAUAUUUAUACUUCUAAUAUCUUGGGUCUGGAACAUUUAUUAAUGAGGACUUUUAUGUUCACUUAAACUAUCAUUCACCAGCAUUUAGGAUUAUCAUAAAAAAAACUGACUUAUAAUUAUGUUAAAUUGUUUAACAUUAAAAAAAAGCAAAAGUUACUGUUCAUACUCUGUUACUAAUGCUAGUAACUUUGUG
Molecule: messenger RNA, 2971 nt
Organism: Cyprinus carpio (common carp)
Lineage: Eukaryota; Metazoa; Chordata; Actinopteri; Cypriniformes; Cyprinidae
Exons: 2
Coding region: 621-2618 (665 amino acids)
Source: RefSeq, a predicted model, not a curated record